CAUAAUCACCCUCAAUCUUAAUCAACCCCACAUGCUCUCUCUCUCUCUCUCUCUCUUCCAAUUUUAACAUUUGAGAAUUGAGCGCCAACAAGUUAAAACCCUAGAGAGAGAAACAAACUAAACUACUAAACUAGAGAGAGAAACAAACAGAGAAGCUAAGUACAUCCUCAAUCAUCAUUCACCACUCCUCAACACCACCUCCUUUCUUCAUACAUUAUUAUUGCAUCUUUUUUUUCCAAAAAAAAUAAAUAAAAUCUGUCAUUUAUUAUUAACAUUACUUAAAAAUCUUUUAGAAAACUUUUUAGAUCUACUUACCCAUUACUUCUCCAUAAUCCCAUAUCUCUCUCUCAAUCUCACUUUCUCUAUGUUCUUCUAUUAUUAGAAAGAGAGGAUUUUUUGGGAUAUUAUUGAUUCAUUUUUUGAGUUGCAAAAGUCAAAAAUCAAAAAAGUGGGGACCUUUUUUUGUAUUUUUGAAUUUUUUUGAGAUGGGUGUUCUUUAAAUUGCAUGUAAAUGCAAAUUCAUUUUCUGGGUACUUUAGAAAAAGUUGUUUAAAUGCAGAUUUAAGUGAGAAAAAACGACGAAGAAAGAAAGAAAGAAGAAGGAGAAGAAAAUGUCAGGAAGUAGCAGAGUGUAUGAUCCAAGCAAGCUACAUUUGAAGAGGGAGCUGACUCAAAUUCGAAAAGCAGCACGAGUAUUGCGUGAUCCUGGUACCACUUCCUCUUGGAAAUCCCCUUUAAGUUCAUCUAGAUCUGUGGCCCCCUCUUUGUUUGAUAGUAAUAAUAGUAUGCACUAUCUUUAUCAUAAUAAUCAUGACAAAUUAACUGCUAAAAAUGAUGAAAUAAGUCCACAUUUGCAACAAAGAGUUGAGGGUAAUAAUAGUAAUGUGAGGGAGAAGGAGAAGGACAAGGAAAAGGAGAGAAGGAUUUUUUUGUAUAAUUGGAAGAGUAAUAGGUCUUCAAGUGAGAAGAGUUUGGGAAGGUUUGAUUUGGAUGGUGAUGGUGGUGAUGGUGGUGGUGGUGCUGCUGUUGCUGGUGUUAAUAAUGUGAAUGAUGGAUAUUCGCUUCGAGGGAGUGGUGUUAGUGAUAGUGUUGGUGGUAGCUUGAGUGAUGCUCGAAAUGCCGGUGGCGAUUCCAAGAGUGAUACUUGUAUAGGGGAAUAUCAGAGGCGGGGGACACGACACCACCGGCAUUAUUCUACCACUUUUAGAUGUAGGGAUACAAGGCUUGCAUCGAUGGCGUCACCUACAAUGGCGUCACCUACGAUGGCUAGGAGGGUUGUUGGUAAGAAGAAAUCGAGGAAAAAUGGUGGUUCUGUUGUUUUAAGACAACAGUUGCAGAAACAGAAGCAGAAGAGAACACAAGGUAUGGGUGAUAAGAACUCGAAAUGGGCACCUUCAAAUGGUUUGGUUUUGAAUCAAGAUGAUUCUGUUAGCUUGGUUGAUCAAUCGGAUGACACGGAGGAUUAUUGUGUCUCUGAGGAGUUGCGUCGAGCAUCAGCAGGAUCUCCUUUGCUCUCAAGGCUUAGGCAGAAGCAUAGAUUUUUGCGAGGUAGUCGGAGGGAUGACUCCUCGUAUACUUUGAGUACCCCUGCCUUGUCGACAAGCUCUUUUAACAGAUUUAUGCUGGCAAAUUGCAAGAACCCUAGUACUGUAGGAUCAUGGGAUGGGACAACGACCUCCUUUAAUGAUGUGGAUGAUGAUGAGGGACAUCAUUUAGAUUUGCCUGGUCGUCAAGGAUGCGGGAUUCCCUGUUAUUGGUCAAAGAAGAUACCUAAACAUAAAGGAGCUUGUGGAAGUUGCUAUUCUCCUUCUCUUUCUGAUACUUUAAGGAGAAAAGGCGGUAUGUUACUUUGUGGUAGCCAAAAAGAUAAUCAUAAACGACACAAAUCUUUAUCACGUGCAAAGAAACAGAAGAUCCUAUCUCAAAUGGCCCAAGGUCAUCUUCCCUUGCUUAGUAAUAGCUGUGAUGGAGGAGAUUCAUCUGUAGGAACACGAAAUAGUGAUGAUGAGCUAUCCACAAAUUUUGGAGAACUCAAUUUGGAAGGUUUGAGCCGGUUGGAUGGGAGGAGGUGGUCAGCUAGUUGCAGGAGUCAAGAUGGCUCAGACCUUGUUUCUGCUAGUGGGGGAGGUGAAGAGGAAGGCUCGUCAGAAAACAUUAGGAGCUUAAGUCAGAGAUAUCGGCCAAUUUUUUUUGAUGAAUUGAUUGGGCAAAAUAUUGUAGUCCAGUCUCUUAUGAACUCUAUAUCAAGGGGAAGAGUUGCCCCUGUAUAUCUUUUCCAAGGUCCUCGUGGAACUGGAAAAACAUCAUCUGCAAAAAUUUUUGCAGCUGCUUUGAAUUGUUUGGCCACUGAAGGAACAAAACCAUGUGGAAUCUGUAGGGAUUGCACUGAUCUUAUCUCUGGCAGGAGUAAGGAUCUGAUGGAGGUUGAUGGCACAAGCAAGAAGGCGUUUGAUCGAGUGCGGUACCUCUUAAAAAGCUUGUUGGCUGCCCCCUCAUCAGCUUUCUCACGGUACAAAAUUUUGUUAAUCGAUGAAUGCCACCUGCUUCCAUCUAAGACUUGGUUAGCGUUAUUGAAGUUUCUUGAAGAACCACUGGCUCGAGUUGUAUUCAUAUUCAUAACUACUGAUCUUGAAAAUUUGCCACGCAAUGUGUUGUCACGAUGUCAGAAGUAUCUCUUCAACAAAAUCAAAGAUAGUGAUAUUGUUAGCAGAUUGCGAAAGAUAGCUGCUGAAGAGAAUCUUGAUGUUGAUUCUGAUGCGUUGGAAUUAAUUGCUCUUAAUGCUGAUGGUUCACUUCGAGAUGCUGAAACUAUGUUAGACCAGUUGAGUUUGCUUGGGAAAAGAAUCACUACUGCUCUUGUCAACGAACUUGUGGGCGUUAUCUCAGAUGACAAACUACUUGAACUUUUGGAGUUGGCUAUGUCAUCCAAUACUGCGGAGACUGUAAAAAGAGCUAGAGAGUUGAUGGAUUCUGGAAUUGAUCCCUUAGUGUUGAUGUCUCAACUUGCCAGUCUUAUAAUGGACAUCAUUGCUGGGUCUUACCAACUUGCAGAUGCAAGAUGUAGUAACUCAUCCUUAAGUGGCCGAAGUUUGUCAGAGACAGAGCUGGAGAAAUUAAAGCAUGCAUUGAAGCUUCUUUCUGAAUCUGAAAAACAGUUGAGAGUUUCCAGUGAACGUUCCACGUGGUUCACAGCCACUUUAUUACAACUUGGCUCUGUUACUUCUCCCGAAUUUACUCUAUCAGGAAGUAGCAAGAAGCAGAGCUCAAAAACCACAGAGGAGGAUCCGUCUACUGCUUCUAGAGAUGCUUCUGGAAGAAAGCAAACUUCAGAUUCCUUGUAUAUGAUCCGAAGAUCAGCCUCUCCAUUACUUUCUGCAGAAGGUAAUCAAAACUCGGGCUAUCCAGAGGGUCCUUACUUGCUUACUGGUGGCAUGAAUUCCAAUUCUAAGGCCACGCACAAGCGCUCAGUAAAUAUAGAUAGCACUGCUUCACAUGGUGAUUUUAUAGGUGGAAGUUUGAAUACGGGACAAACUAACAUGGAUGGCCUAGAUGAUAUAUGGUUACAGUGUAUUGAAAGGUGCCAUUCGAAGACCUUGAGGCAGCUGCUUCAUAGUCAUGGAAGGCUACUGUCAAUAGCUGAAGCUGAAGGUGUUCUCGUUGUGUAUAUUGCAUUCAGGGACAAAGUUGUCAAGUCCAGAGCUGAACGAUUUAUUAUUAGCAUCACUAACUCCAUUGAGAUGGUUCUGGAACGAAGUAUUGAGGUCAGAAUGAUCCUGCUACCUGAUGGUGAACUGCAUCUAGAUAGGGCAGAGACAAACGCAUCACCAGAUUUGUCAGCACAGAAACAGAUAAAAUCAGGUGCAAUUGUCAAUAUGGAGGGAGACUUGAAUGCAGGAUCAAAUUCGUCUUUGUUGUUGGAUGAAAGGUCAUCGAGCAUAUUGGACCAGUCGAAUGACAACAAUACUAAUGUGAGAAGGCAAGAGGUUCCUAUGCAGAGAAUAGAAUCCAUAAUUCGCGAGCAAAGGCUAGAAUCAGCUUGGUUACAGGCUGCUGAGAGAAGCACACCUCGAUCAAUGAGUCGUCUACGACCUGAAAAAAAUCAGGUCUUACCUCAAGAGGGCAUUUACUGCCAAAAUCAAGCAGAAUCAACGAAUCCCAUGAAUUUGACCUCCAAGCAUUGGGAUGAUGAACUCAAUCAUGAGAUCAAAGCUUUGAAGGUCAUUGACAGAAAAGCUCACCAGAAAGAUCAGAUUGGUAAAAGGAUUGACCAUCAUCCUAUAUCCCCAAGCUUGUUGCAUCAGAGUGGCUUUGCAACCAAUCUUAGCAAGGAUUACCAGGGAUAUGAAUCUGGGCCGGGGACUGCUGGCUGUAAUAUGCUUUUUUGUUGGAACACCAGACAUCCAAGAAAGGGAAAGGGUAACCAAGGGACUCCUGUUCGAUCACGAAAAGUUGGACGAUUCUUAUGUUUUGGCGAGUGUAGGAAGACAGCAAGACAGAGCAGAGCAGAACGAUAAAUUCCUCUCUCAAACUCAUUUUUUGUAUUUAUUAAUUUAAUUAUCUUUAUUUUCUUAUCACAUUUAGGCAUUCUUAAAGGGUGAGGGGUAGGUCAUGUAAAGUCAGAAAAGCUGGUUCUGUGAUUCUUAAACAUUGCUUAUUGUGGCUGGGGAAGGGGCGAGCAUGUUUAUUCGGUGUAAUAAAGCAAUGAGGUGAAAAGUGUAAAACUUCAUGUGUUCUCUAAUCAUCCUUUUCGCCUAUAUCU
This is a messenger RNA of Beta vulgaris subsp. vulgaris (sugar beet), 4759 nucleotides long. Its product is annotated as protein STICHEL. Gene Ontology annotation, cellular component: DNA replication factor C complex; nucleus; DNA polymerase III complex. The record is from RefSeq and is a predicted model, not a curated record. NCBI's taxonomy places the organism in Eukaryota, Viridiplantae, Streptophyta, Magnoliopsida, Caryophyllales, Amaranthaceae. Bases 612 to 4514 code for a protein of 1300 amino acids. Gene Ontology annotation, molecular function: DNA clamp loader activity; DNA binding; ATP binding. Gene Ontology annotation, biological process: DNA-templated DNA replication; DNA repair. The transcript is spliced from 6 exons.